Messenger RNA from Salvelinus fontinalis (brook trout), 2156 nucleotides. Its product is annotated as nephrocan-like. NCBI's taxonomy places the organism in Eukaryota, Metazoa, Chordata, Actinopteri, Salmoniformes, Salmonidae. The transcript is spliced from 3 exons. Gene Ontology annotation, molecular function: protein binding. The record is from RefSeq and is a predicted model, not a curated record. The coding region runs from base 387 to 1898 and encodes 503 amino acids.
GCAUGCAGUAAUCAGGGUUAAGGUAGUUCAUCUAACAUAUCUUAAAACAUAACAUGCAAAUAUAUGGCAACUCCUUCAAGACAGUGGCAGACAGAGUAUUCAAAUAGACAGAGGAGGAAAUAGUUUUGUUUAACUGAAUGGGUUGUAAAUGGUUUAUCAGCAAGUUUCUCACGUCCGCAAACAGAAGGGCUAUCUAUUACUGUUUGUGUCAGUUCCUUGUCGGUGUCAAAUGUUGUUUUUUAACCAAGAUAAACAUCUCUGCCAUUGUUCCAAAUGAAACAGAGCACCUACUCUCUCCCACAUAAUCCUUGCUGAGGUAUUUAAACCCCAGAGCAAGAGGGAGUGCUGUUCUUUUUUACUGAGAUGCCCAACUAGGCUGGGUGUUCAUGAUGCGGUUUCUCAUGAUCUUGCUGGCAAGUAUUACAUUGCAUACUCUUGUGUGCAUCUGUAGCAAUGUUUGUCCAAAGAAGUGUGUGUGUGAUAGUGCAAAGUCAGUGCAGUGUUUCAGGUUGCAGUCUUUUCCCACUGGAAUCACUAAAGAUGUGAGGAAACUAAACCUGGGAUACAACCACAUCAAGCAACUAAAGGGUAGAGACAUAUCUGGCCUGACAGAGCUGGAGGAAGUGAUCAUUUCAUCCUGUGGAGUGGAGGUGGUGGAGGCCAAUGCUCUCAGGGCUCAGGGGCUACUAAGAAGCCUGGAUCUACAGAAGAAUAAACUGCAUCAGAUCCCCCGUGGUCUCCCACCCAGCCUGGAGACCCUCAACGUGGGCCACAACAGGAUCACAGGCCUCCAGGAGUCUGUCUUUGAGGGGCUGAAGAAACUACGUCUGCUUGAUCUUCAGAAUAACCAGAUCACCAACCUGCGUUCCAACACCCUCUCCACCCUGGAGAAGUUGGAGUGCCUUUACCUGGAUGGAAAUCAAAUUGAGACAGUGCAAGGUGCUCUGAGACUCCCCCAACUGAAUCUGUUGAGCUUGGGGAACAACAAGAUCCCCUGUUUUCCCUCAUCCUUUUUCACACCACUACAGUCCUUGACGACACUGCGUUUACCAGGGAACCUCCUAUCAAGAGUCCCACUCGAUCUCCCUCACGCCCUGUCCUACCUGAACUUGGACAGGAACCAAAUACGAGCACUGAGAAACCGCGAGAUGGGCCAACUCCGCAACCUCACGUCUCUGUCUGCGUCCUACAAUAGGUUGGUUUCUGUGGACGGUGGCCUUCGCUUGCCCAACCUCACAGUGCUGGAACUGCCAGGAAACCACCUGAGGGUGCUGCCCAGUAGACUGAGCCCCAAACUGGAAAGACUGGACUGCAGACAGAACUCCAUCCAGGAAGUCACCUUCCAGCACCUGUCUGGAAUGAAACAGCUGAAGCAUCUCUUCCUAGAGAAUAACACAAUCUGGAACUUUGAAGCUAAUGCUCUGAGGAACAGCGUUCACAUAACCAACCUGGCUCUGGAACAGAACCUCCUCUCCUCUAUUCCAGACGGGCUUCCAGAGAGUCUGAUCCGCCUGGACUUGAAAGGGAACCGCAUCGAGGCCGUCCAGGAGCAGGAGCUGAGAUCCCUGAAGCGCCUGCAGGUGUUGAACUUGAGGAGAAACAAGCUGACCUCCCUCCCCCAGAUCACCCUGGACCUGCUUCCCCGGCUGAGGACCGUCUACCUAGACGGGAACCCCUGGAACUGCAGCUGUGAGCUCCUGGGGGUCAAGAGGACCCUGCUGGCCAGGAGGGUGGAGAUCCCUAAAGAGCUGUGUAACGAGCAUGUGAGUGCGCCGGGGGACAGCUGGAGAGCGUACCUGAUGGCCCAGGACAGAUGUGAGGAGUACUUCAUGGAAACCGCACCUGAGGACCAAGUGGAGCAGACAGACACUGAGGAGUAUUAUGACUAUGAUUCGUAGAUGGAGAAAAUAAAUGUAGCGGGGGAAUUUCAUGUUUAGCUGAACAUACUGGGUAUUUUGAAUGUUUUAACAUUUUACUGUAGUUUGGCAAUUAAUACUAAGGAAGUUACCUUUAGCUGUGUAGUCUAUAGAAAAACAUUGAACUACUGUAUUAACAAACAGCCAUUGCAAUAUACAUUGGUAAAUAGGUUGAUGUAGAAUAUACCUUAAAUACCUAAUGUAUAAUAACAUAAUAAUAAAUAAACAAGUAUAUCAUUA